This is a messenger RNA of Diospyros lotus (date-plum), 1936 nucleotides long. RefSeq names its product CBL-interacting serine/threonine-protein kinase 3. The record is from RefSeq and is a predicted model, not a curated record. The transcript is spliced from 15 exons. Gene Ontology annotation, biological process: signal transduction; protein phosphorylation. Bases 283 to 1602 code for a protein of 439 amino acids. Gene Ontology annotation, molecular function: protein kinase activity; ATP binding. Lineage: Eukaryota; Viridiplantae; Streptophyta; Magnoliopsida; Ericales; Ebenaceae.
CAUUUCCUGUUUGUCUGAGUGGAAAUUUAAUUUGGUCAGUCUCCAAGGAAAGUGUUGGAGUUGCCUUCCUUCUUCGUCUGGUUUUGCUUCUGCAGCAGACACUUUUGGCCCAAUCCCGCUCCCAAGAGCCGCUUUUCUGGCUCCUAAUUCAUGAAUUGAAUUCAUUUGGUCGUAGAUCGGAUACCCACCAUUAAAUCUUUUCCCUUAUCCACUCUAUAACAGGAGAAUUUUAGAAGCAUCCAGAAUUGUAAUUAUAAGAGGAUUUCCUCCUGUAGAUCAAGAAUGAAUCAACCUAAAAUGAAGCGUCUAGUAGGUAAAUAUGAGGUCGGGAGGACAAUAGGUGAAGGAACAUUUGCAAAAGUGAAGUUUGCAAGGAAUACUGAGACUGGGGAACCUGUAGCCCUCAAGAUUCUUGACAAGGAGAAAGUUCUUAAGCAUAAAAUGGCUGAACAGAUAAAGCGAGAAAUAGCAACAAUGAAGCUGAUACAACAUCCAAAUGUUGUUCGCUUAUAUGAGGUGAUGGGGAGCAAGACCAAGAUAUUCAUUGUUUUGGAGUUUGUAACUGGUGGAGAACUCUUUGACAAAAUUGUAAACCAUGGACGAAUGCGAGAAGAUGAAGCACGAAGGUAUUUCCAACAGCUUAUAAAUGUUGUUGAUUACUGUCAUAGCAGGGGUGUCUACCAUAGAGAUCUAAAGCCAGAAAACUUGCUGUUGGAUGCUUAUGGAAACCUGAAAGUUUCUGAUUUUGGAUUAAGUGCUUUGUCCCAGCAAGUCAGGGAUGAUGGCCUUCUCCAUACUACUUGUGGAACUCCAAAUUAUGUUGCACCUGAGGUCCUUAAUGAUCGAGGCUAUGAUGGGGCAACUGCAGACUUGUGGUCAUGUGGAGUCAUACUCUUUGUAUUGCUCGCAGGUUACUUGCCUUUUGAUGAUUCUAAUCUUAUGAACCUGUAUAAAAAAAUUUCUGCUGCUGAAUUUACAUGCCCCCCUUGGCUCUCUUUUGGAGCCAUGAAGUUGAUAACUCAAAUCUUGGAUCCAAACCCUAUGACUCGCAUCACUAUACCUCAAAUUUUGGAAGAUGAAUGGUUUAAAAAAGAUUAUAAGCCUCCUGUGUUUGAGGAAAAUGAAAAUACAAAUGUGGAUGAUGUUGAAGCUGUUUUCAAGGAUUCAGAAGAACACCAUGUGACAGAGAAAAAGGAAGAGCAGCCAGCAGCGAUGAAUGCAUUUGAGUUGAUUUCUAUGUCAAAAGGGCUCAAUCUUGGGAACUUGUUUGAUGUAGAGCAGGGAUUUAAGAGGGAGACGAGGUUCACAUCUAAAUGUCCUGCUAACGAGAUAAUCAGCAAGAUUGAAGAAGCUGCAAAACCUCUUGGUUUUGAUGUUCACAAGAAAAACUACAAGAUGAGGCUUGAAAAUGUGAAAGCUGGGAGAAAAGGAAACCUUAAUGUUGCCACUGAGGUAUUUCAAGUGGCACCAUCCCUUCAUAUGGUUGAGGUGCGGAAAGCGAAAGGAGACACUUUGGAAUUCCAUAAGUUCUACAAAAAUCUUUCGACCUGCCUUGAGGAUGUGGUGUGGAAAACCGAGGAGGACAUGCAAGAGACGAGUUAAAGCAGUGCUCAACCUUAAGAAGGCGGCGUUCUUAACUAUUUCCCUGGGUAGUCCCUUGCUCACAACUCUUACUCUAGCUGUUUUCCUUAUUUCUUCUCUAGGGACUUUUUCCUCUCAUCCCAUAGAGAGAGAGAGAGAGAGAGAGAGAGAGCGACAGUCAUGGCUUCACCAAUUGUUUCUGUUAUUGUUGGAAUAGAAUUCUUCAAUUGUGCAGUUUGUAGUAUGUGAAGAUGUGAUCAACCCAGGGGAUUCCUGGCUCUCAGUAUAGGAGGGUAAAAGAAGGCUUGUUUCCAUAUCUUCUUCAUGAACAUAUAUCAUCAAUAAUUUUCUUUUA